Molecule: messenger RNA, 2763 nt
Organism: Drosophila suzukii
Lineage: Eukaryota; Metazoa; Arthropoda; Insecta; Diptera; Drosophilidae
Source: RefSeq, a predicted model, not a curated record
AACGUGUGCGCUGCGGUCACACUCAGUCUGCAAGAAAAAGAAAUUACACACGCGCGCUUGUAUUUCGGCUCGUAUUAAAAAACAUAAAACAGUAAAGUAAAAAAUAGCUUAGGACCGCGAAAAAAACAAUUGUGUUUACUAGUAAAAAAUAUAUAUACAUCGUAUACUUAACUCAUCUAUCGGCACAACUCUAGUGCGAGUGCGACAGCAAAACAGGCCGAGUGCAGCAGUGCGAUUGCAGCUAAGCGGAGGGGAAAACCAAAGAAGUUUUUAAUUCCAGAGUGGAAUUAAUUCUCGAGCGGUUAAAACCCCAAAUAAACGAUAAACUGCCGUAUAGUCAUGGAACCCUGGAACGGCUAAUAGAACAGGAAGGGAGUUUUCGGCCCCGCAACAAGAACAACAACAAGAGACAGUGGAAGAACAAGACUGCGACGGCCACUCCUUUUGUGUCCGACUUCGAGAUGUGUGCGUGUUCGUGUCCGCGUCCGCCUUUGUGUGUCGAGCAAUUGAAAACUGGUGAUUGCUGAAUAAAUUAAGGUAGCUAAAUUAAUAAUUAGCGAAGCGAGUGGGGCAAUAAAAAGUGAAAAUCUUCUGCGUUUUCGUAAAGCGAAAGAAACUACAGCUACAGUUAGAAGAGAUAAGAAGAGCUCUCGCGCACACACAUACGCAUACACCAAAGCGCAGGCCGAACGAACGAGUGUGCGUGCGUGUGAAUGUGUUCAUGACUCACGGCUGGUUCAGUGAGAGGGAGACAAAGGUAAAGAGAGCGAGAGCGAGAGUGGUGGCUUGAGUAACAGUAACAAAACUAAAGGCAAACAACAACAAAUCCAAAUCCGCUGAACGUUUAGAAUUUUUCAAGUCGAGCGUAACUAAACGCAUUGGAAGAAAAUCCCCACGACCGCACACAUCUUUACAAAGGGGAGAGAAAGAAAGCUACUGGAAAGAUGAGCUUCACCAAGUGGUUCAAGAAGAAGGGCGGGGAUGGGGGAUCGAUCUCCGAGAUCGGUGCACCCACAAACUUCCAGCGACACUUCCAUGUCUCGCGCAACCAGGAGACUGGUGACCUGGAAGGCCUUCCAGCGCCCUGGGUGCGCCUGAUGAACCAACAGAUCACUCGCGAUGAGCAGGACAAGAAUCCAGAUGCCGCCUACCAUGCCGUCAAGUACUACAACUACUCGAUCAAGAAGAAGGAGAACGAGGUCUUCAAGCCCUUCAUCACCGAGGACGUCAUCCACGAAGAGUCCAAGGAGAUCGAGAACUAUGUCAACUACAAGAACAAACACAAGUCUCAGGACCCCGAGAAGUCCGACGACGAUGGCAGCUCCACGGCCACGGAGACGGAGAGCAGCAGCGGAUGCGGCUCCUCGGCGGGAAAUAGCAACAGCAGCAGCAUCAACGACAGCAGCCAACAGUCGACGGUCCGGCUGGACGCCUUGGAGGAGGUGUUCAAGGAGCUUAAGUCCAAUCUGGAGCAUCGUGAAACGCUAAAGGCGGCGCCACAGGAGCCGCCACCAGUGCCUCCCAAGAAAUCGCCACAUGCCAUGCCGCCCAAGCCGCAGAUCAAGCCGAAACCCCGGGUUACCCAGAAGUUCUCACGCACCUCGGACCUACGGCAGGAAGAGGACUCCGACAACCAGCACAAGAUCAACACGGACACCAUCAUCAUCAAACCAGCCGGCAAUGCCCAGGAUGCCGAUGACAAUCCGGACGAGACGAUACUCCGUCGUUCCAAGGAGAAGCGUGCCCAGAAGACCGAUGCCGAGAUCUACGAUGAGCUGCGGGCCAUUUGCAAUCCAGAGGAUCCAAGGGAGCGCUACAAGACCACACAGGAGGUGGGCAAAGGUGCCUCCGGCAUAGUCUUCAUAGCCGGCGAUUUGCAGAACGAAUCACAGGUGGCCGUCAAGACCAUCGACAUGAAGAACCAGUCCUCCAAGGAUCUCAUACUCACCGAAAUCCGGGUGCUUAAAGACUUCAACCACAAGAACCUGGUCAACUUCCUGGAUGCCUACCUGCUGGAGCCCGAGGACCAGCUGUGGGUGGUCAUGGAGUAUAUGGAUGGCGGCCCCCUGACCGACGUCGUUACCGAGACUGUGAUGAAGGAGCGACAGAUCGCCUGCGUUUGCCGCGAGACGCUCUAUGCGAUCAGCUUUCACGCCAAGGGCAUCAUCCACCGGGACAUCAAGUCAGACAAUGUGCUGCUGGGCAUGGAUGGCUGCGUCAAGGUAACAGACUUUGGCUUCUGCGCCAAUAUCGAGGGCGACGAGAAGCGCCAGACGAUGGUGGGCACACCGUACUGGAUGGCGCCCGAGGUGGUCACGCGCAAGAAGUACGGCAAAAAGGUGGACAUCUGGUCCAUCGGCAUCAUGGCCAUCGAAAUGAUCGAGGGCCAACCGCCCUAUCUGUACGAGACUCCGCUCCGCGCCCUCUACCUGAUCGCCGCCAACGGUCGGCCGGACAUCAAGUGGGACAAGCUCAGUCCCAACCUCCAGGACUUCCUCGAUCGCUGUCUCCAGGUGGAGGUCGACCGAAGGGCCACCGCCGACGAGCUACUUAGCCAUCCCUUCCUCAACGACUGCAGCGAGGUCAAGGCUGUGCCCAACAUCAAGGCCGCCAAGAAGGUACUCCGACGCAACGUAUAGUUGCUGUGCAAUCACCGGACGGCCAGGCUGCUCUAUGCGUGAUCGGAAGCGGAUUCGGGAUCGGGAUCGGGCUCUGCCCCGUGUGUAUAAUGAGUUUUCAAUGUAAAUUUGUUUUGUGUGGACG